Molecule: messenger RNA, 4329 nt
Organism: Sphaerodactylus townsendi
Lineage: Eukaryota; Metazoa; Chordata; Lepidosauria; Squamata; Sphaerodactylidae
Gene: GUCY2D
Product: guanylate cyclase 2D, retinal
Biological process (GO): protein phosphorylation; intracellular signal transduction; receptor guanylyl cyclase signaling pathway
Molecular function (GO): peptide receptor activity; ATP binding; guanylate cyclase activity
Source: RefSeq, a predicted model, not a curated record
CACCCAGGUCUAUAGCUUCAGCGUGCUGCUUUUGGACCCCAGGGGACCCCGUACCCAGUGGCCACCGGUGCCCCAUAUUUCCUGCAGGGGAGAUCCGGGGGGGAAGGAGCGCUGUGGUGCCGGGCAACCCCUCGUUUCUCCAAGCUGGUCUCUUUUAAAAUGGAUGAUGGACCCUGGGUUUGAUCUUUUGGUUUUUGCUGUCGAUUGGCAUUCCUUUCCCUCCUUUUUCGGUUGGUUUCCUGUUUGCGUCCUGCGGCGGCGACGACCCCUCUGGAUUUAGAAACCGGGAUUUUGUUUGGAAGCCUCGGAAAUAGCUCGCCGGGCGGACCUUGCGUCCUUCUUUGCUUCCUUUUUUGGGAUUGAGUGUGGUGAACCUUCACCAAGCUGAUGGAAGCCAAUGGACUUAACCCAGCAGAAGACUUCUGGGUCUGGCCGCUGAGGAACUAAAGGCUCUUGGAGCUGUGCCUUCUCCCCUUCCACCUCUCCCUCUUUCUCCAUCACAUCCAUCUCUGGCUCCCCAACAAUAUGAUCCCAGCCUGGUGUGGUUUCCAGAGUUUCCUACUCCAGCUUUCCAACCAUCCAAGGUGGAGCUGUUACAGAGGAUCUCGUUGGCAAAUCCUUCUCGUUUGGCUCUUGUUACUUUGUUUGCCCAGCUGUGUACACUUGGCUACCUUCAGGGUGGGAGUGGUGGGCCCGUGGAAUUGUAACUUCAUCUAUGCCCAGGCCUACCCGGAGGUAGCGGCCAAGUUGGCUGUAGCCCGCAUCAACAAAGACUCAACUGUGAACCAGGUUUACUGGUUUGACUAUGUCCUUCUCAACGAAGAGUGCCAGACGUCUCAGGCCCUGUUGGGCUUUGUGAAUCUAGAACGCUACGCCUCAGGCUUUAUAGGCCCGGUCAACCCUGCCAUCUGCGAGGCAGCUGGUUGGCUGGGCCGAGCUUGGAACAAGGCCAUCUUCUCUUGGUCUUGCUUGAGUGACGAUGCUGCGGUAGAGCGUUAUGGUACCUUUGCCCGGGCGUUGCCACAGAGCGCAGCUGUGAUCUACACUGUUCUCCAGCACUUCCAGUGGGCUCACGUUGCCAUCAUAACCUCCGAGCAGCACCUCUGGGUGGAGGUAGGAGAAGCCCUGGCCUACGCGUUGCGUAACUUUGGCCUCCCCGUCGGCGUGGUGACCACGAUGGAGAAUGAACCUGAUGGGGCCAAGAAUGCCCUCUGCAAGAUACAAAACGCCGACAAUAUACGAGUCAUCGUCAUGUGUAUGCACUCUGCCCUGCUGGGGGGCCAGGAGGAGACACACCUGCUGGAAAAGGCCGAAGAGCUGGACAUGAUCGACGGGACUUAUGUCUUCCUCCCCUACGAUGCGCUGACUUACAGCAUGCCCUAUCAACAGGAGACUUACACCAUCCUCAGCGAAAAUAGCAAACUGCGCCGAGCCUACGAUGCCGUGCUCACACUAACCAUUGACUCCCCGGAAGUCUCCUUCCGGCAGGCCUUCCGGGAAGCUCAGGAGAAGAGGGAAAUCCCUGUCCACAUCAAUGCUGACCAGGUACACCCGCUGUUUGGUACCAUCUUCAACUCCAUCUACUUCCUGGCCAAGGCGGUGGACAACACUCAGAAGUCCGGGAAGUGGGUCAUGGGCUCCACCGUCUCCAAGUACACCAAGGACUUUGAGCUUCAAGGUUUUAGCCAGACGCUGGCAGCCGACGAAUACGGGGAAGCUGUGCUCCCCUACAUCAUCUUGGACACGGACGGCAAGGGAAACCGCCUCUGGCCCACGUACAGCGUAGACGUGGCUGCCGGCACCCUGCGGCAUUCUGGGCACACCGUUCAUUGGCCUCACAGUUCCAUGCCUGACGAAGACUCCAGCUGUUGGUUCGAUUCCUCUUACAUCUGCUCUGGGGGAUUGGAUGCCAGUUACAUCGUCCUCCUGUUCGUUUUGGUUGGUUUGCUAGUCAUGCUUGGAGUUUGUCUCGCUCUGUAUAUCAGGCGCUACAUUCAACACGCCCAGCUAAUGAAGGGACCCAAUAAGAUGAUCCUCACGAUGGACGACUUGACUUUCAUUAAUACACAGAGCAGCAAGAAGAAAAUGGACGAUAGUCACUCCAGUGUAGGAGGAAAGAGCACCGUAGACCUGAAGAGCGUCAAGAGCAUUGCAGCUAACGCGGAGAACAGCAACGUUGCAGUGAUGGAGGCCGAGGAGAAGCAAAAAGCCACCAGCCAAGUUCCUUUGCUCCUCCUUUUGUUUAACAGCCAAGGCAUUGUAGCCGCCGUGCAGGGUGACUGGGUGUGGCUAGAAGAAAUUCCCGGAGAUACAAACACACCCGAAAUCAGACCUGCCACCACCAAAACAGUUUUUGCAAGCUCCAGGAUCUACUUUUUUGACACGAAAACGCUCAACCUUUUUUCUUGGGCUUCUCUUUCCAGGGCUGGGAUCUUUGCUAUAGUCUCUCGAGCACUGUUCUCACUGCUCCAGGAAAGCCCUCGAAGACUUUCAUCUUUACUUGAGGACAUGAAGUUGGACUGGAAUGUUUCCAGAGUCAUCUUUGCUAAGCUGGACCUCGUCAAGGGGAUGAAAUACCUGCACCACAGAGAAGUUGUCCACGGGCGGCUGAAGUCUCGGAACUGCGUGGUGGACGGCCGCUUCGUUCUGAAGGUCACGGACCACGGCUACAACCAGCUGCUCGAGUCACAGAAGAUCUCCCGAGAAAUACCAAAAGCCAAAGACCGGUUCUGGACGGCCCCGGAGCUGCUGCGGGAUUCGUCGUUGGAACGGAAAGGCACGUUUAAGGGAGAUGUCUACAGCAUCUCGAUAAUUAUGCAAGAAGUCAUCUGCCGCUCCUCUCCCUACUGCAUGCUGGACAUGGCUGCCGAAGACAUCAUCCACAAAGUGGAGAAGCCGCCGCCGCUUUGCCGACCCUCCGUGUCAGUGGACCAGGCCCCGAUGGAGUGCAUACAGCUGAUGGCUGGUGCUGGGCCGGGCAGCCGGGCGGCCGUUUAUCGGCCAGAUUUUGACCAGGUCGGUGGCCAUGGCUGUGGUGUCAACCUGGGUCAGGAUAAGACAAACAUCAUCGACUCCAUGCUGCGCAUGUUGGAGCAGUACUCCAGCAACUUGGAGGAUUUGAUCCGGGAGAGAACGGAAGAGUUGGAAAUUGAGAAGCAGAAAACGGACAAGUUGCUGACGCAAAUGCUUCCCCCGUCAGUGGCGGAGGCCCUGAAGACGGGGGCCCCGGUGGAGCCAGAGUAUUUCGAAGAGGUGACCCUCUAUUUCAGCGAUAUCGUGGGCUUCACCACCAUCUCGGCCAUGAGCGAGCCCAUCGAGGUGGUCGACCUUCUCAAUGACCUUUACACCCUCUUUGAUGCCAUCAUUGGCUCCCACGAUGUCUAUAAGGUGGAGACCAUCGGCGAUGCCUACAUGGUGGCGUCGGGGCUGCCCAAACGCAAUGAGAACCGGCACGCGGCUGAGAUCUCCAACAUGUCGCUGGACAUCCUCUGUGCCGUCGGGAGCUUCAGGAUGCGGCACAUACCAGACCUGCCCGUCCGGAUUCGCAUCGGCCUCCACUCGGGGCCGUGUGUGGCCGGUGUGGUGGGGCUGACUAUGCCACGAUAUUGUCUGUUUGGGGAUACGGUCAACACAGCCUCCCGGAUGGAGUCCACAGGCCUGCCUUAUAGAAUCCAUGUCAACAUACGUACAGUACAGAUUUUGCAGUCGCUCAAAGAAGGCUACAAACUGGAGCUCCGGGGCAAAACAGAGCUCAAGGGAAAAGGUGUGGAAGACACAUAUUGGUUGAUAGGCCGAGAUGGAUUUAAUAAACCCAUACCCACGCCUCCUGAUUUGCUGGGAUUGAAAAGUUCCCACGGUAUUAACAUGGAGGAGAUUCCAGAAGACAGGAAGAAGAAGCUGCAGAAAGCGCGACCGGGGCAGACAUUCUAGCCCAAGAGGGACUGUAUCACGUGAGGCCAGGAUGAGGCAGAGUGCAGACAACAGCUGAUACUGGCGGCCUUCUGGAGCGUUCUGACCCAUCCUGGAGAAGCCCUUCAUGCGCAGAGGAGGCCGGUGGACGGAAGGGAGCUUGUGGAAAGAAGGUGGAUCAGGACCGGCUGCUUGCGCUGCUCCAGCCUCCUUCGCCCACCGCCACCGUGCACGAAUCAAAGCGGGCUCAAACUUUUCUGCCGCUCUUUUUUUGGUUCUGGUGUAUGACGAUGGAACUUCUCACCGCUCACUGUCCAAGCAACCAAAGAAAGAAAGAAAGAAAGAAAGAAAGAAAGAAAGAAAGAAAGAAAGAAAGAAAGAAAGAAAGAAAGAAAGAAAGAAAGAAAGAAAGAAAGAAAG